Myzus persicae (green peach aphid) is the source of this 2293-nucleotide messenger RNA. Its product is annotated as major facilitator superfamily domain-containing protein 1-like. Gene Ontology annotation, biological process: transmembrane transport. The record is from RefSeq and is a predicted model, not a curated record. Gene Ontology annotation, cellular component: lysosome. Lineage: Eukaryota; Metazoa; Arthropoda; Insecta; Hemiptera; Aphididae. The transcript is spliced from 11 exons. Gene Ontology annotation, molecular function: transmembrane transporter activity. Bases 713 to 2134 code for a protein of 473 amino acids.
AGACAUCAUAACAAAUUCAAAUCAGUUCUAAAAAGUAUUAUCAUACUACUAGGUCGGUAAGUGUGAUAGACAAAAUAUUGGUUUGUUUUGGCUAAAAUAACUGUCGGCCCCCUAUCCCCUCAAUACAUCUGGCCUCAGAUAAAAUGGCGGAACUUCGCUUCACGGACGAUCACUACUUAGUUAACAAUCUAAUUAGGCACCAGUUGCCUCUCAGCUACCACUCUUAAAAUAGGUAAUGCACACUCACGACGAUGCCACAGCUGCUACACAGACCGCCAUACGCUAUCAAAGAAGACCUUCACUGAUAAUGCCUUUGUGAUACGAAAUGUGCAUGUCGAAUAAUAAUAAUAAUAUUAUUGUACAUAUGGCUGUGUCUUGUAUUUUCUUUUUGUCCCCUAUGGUGUUGUAAACAUUCCACUGAUAGAGAAUAGUAUAACAAAGGCCUUUUAUUUAUUAGUUUAAAACUCCCCCGUUGUCGCGUAACGUAGCACGAACAUUAUUAUUAUUAUUAUUAUUAUUAUUAUUGGACGUUCAUUAUUUUCCACUGUACACCACCCGCACACGAUAUAACACCAUUUGAUCAUUCUUUGCCCACAACAGACGGCCGAAAAAUCGUCGUCAUUCUUUUAACCAAUUUAUAAUAUUAUGGCCAAUUGGACGGUCUAAAGUACAGAUUGCAACGAAAAAGUUACUUAAUUUCAACAAUUUAAAAAUGGAGGAAAGUCACCCAACAUCGUCGUCUGAAAUAACACACAACCACGAAGAUGACUGUAAAGUAACAUGGACACAUCCAAGUCACAUUUUUCAACGACUUAUAGCAUUAUUUUUAAUGUGUUUAAUUGGAUUCGGUUCAUAUUUUUGUUUUGAUAAUCCUGGAGCAUUACAAGAUAAUUUUACUCAAGACAUGAACUUAACAACCUCACAAUUUGUCUAUUUGUAUUCGUGGUAUUCUUGGCCGAAUGUUGUAAUGUGUUUCAUUGGUGGAUUUUUAAUUGACAGUGUUUUUGGAAUACGUUUAGGUACGGUCAUCUACGCAUUGUUGGUUGUUCUUGGUCAAAUAGUAUUUGCUGCUGGAGCAUAUUUGAAUGCCCUCUGGAUUAUGAUACUUGGCCGUCUAAUAUUUGGAAUUGGUGGAGAAUCAUUGGCUGUUGCUCAAAACAACUAUGCAGUAUUGUGGUUUAAAGGAAAAGAACUUAAUAUGGUGUUUGGAUUUCAAAUAAGUUUUGCCAGAGUUGGUUCAACAGUCAAUUUCAUAGUUAUGGAACCAUUAUAUAGAUAUGUAAAAAAACAAAUAAAUGUCCCUAACUAUCAAUGUUUAUCAAUUGUUUUGUUAGUUGCAAGCUUAACCUGCGUCUUAUCAUUGGUAAGCGCCUUAUUACUUGCUUGGCAAGAUAAAAGAGCCGAAAAACUACUUAACCGAAAAACACCUGAUGCUACUGAAGUUGUAAAAAUGUCUGAUGUGCGAUACUUUCCAAAAGUAUUUUGGCUAGUUACAUUCAUUAUUGUCUUCUACUACACAUCAAUUUUUCCAUUUGUUGCAUUAGGAAAAGUAUUCUUUGAAAAAAAGUACAACUUUUCACCUGAUUCAGCCAAUUUGAUUAAUGGGAUUAUUUACAUCAUAUCAUCUAUAUGUGCACCAGGACUUGGUUUAGUCAUUGAUAAAACUGGUAGAAAUCUAUUUUGGGUAUUUGUAUCAAUUCUUGGUACCUUGGUUGCGCACAUGUUCUUGGCAUUUUCAUUUGUAAAUCCGUAUAUUGCCAUGUUCACAAUGGGAUUAUCUUAUUCAAUGUUGGCAAGUGCAUUGUGGCCUCUGAUUGCAAUGGUUAUUCCUGAACAUCAAAUGGGAACAGCAUAUGGCAUAGCACAAUCUGUUGAAAAUCUUGGUCUUGCUGUUGUUGCUCUGUUAAGCGGUAUAAUAGUUGAUGCAGAAGGUUACUAUAUGGUUGAAUUAUUUUUCUGUCUUUUAUUAUCAGCUGCUCUGUUGCUGACUGCUGUUCUAUGGACAUUUGAUUCAAUGAAUAAUGGAAUAUUAAAUAUGAGUAUUAAACAAAGAAAUCGACUUGAAUCAAACAAAACUCCUUGCCCGGAAAAACAAAAUCUUUUACACAAUAAUGACAACUAUACUGAAGACUAAAUAUUAACCUUAACUUUUUUAAGUUCAUUUUUAUAUAUGCAAGAAAUUAAUCUUUCAACAAUAUGUUAUCCUUAAGUAAAUAAAUCACAACUUAUACUGAUUUAUAAAUAUCAUAUUUGUGUAACAAAUAUACUCAUAAACCAAAUUAUAUUAAAUUAA